UGCGUGACUUUUUCUCAGCUUUUCCGCCAAAUCUAUCGAACACAUGACGAACCACUUGACGUCGGCAUCGUCACAACACGAAGUAACAUGAUAAGCCUUCCUCCCCCGUCGUCUCCAGCUGCGUCGCCCAGUGCUUCAUCCUUGGCCAUGGAAACUCAGUUAAAAAUCUGGAAUAUUUUCUGCGACAGUACUGCCGAACCUAUUUUGAGGAAAGCAAGAUUGGCUCAUGUUCAUGAAAACGUUGGCAUUAUCGUCACAAUUGAUGACGAUGUGUUUUUACUGUCUCGGGACACCAGCGACAGCGAGGGUUCAUCCCUCAACGUGAUUAAGGUUCCUGAACUUUGUGGGGUAAGGGUCAAAGAAUUCAUUAUGGAGACUAAAUACAUGUGUAUCGUGACGAAGGCUGGAGACCUGUAUUCUUGGUCCCGGUACAGAAUCGGUGGCGGUCCAAAGGAUCGUCCGCGACUCAAAUUGGGCAGUCUGCAUCGACGCCGUGUCUCCAUGGCCGUGGUGUCGCCAGGGGCUAAAAUUGGACUGGCUCUCACUGAUGACGGCCAGGUUCAUCAGUGGGGAUGCGGGAAAAAAGACCCGUUUUUAAUCGAAAAGGACCCCCAGCGAGAAAGAAUCACCUCAUUGGCGUGCAUUGAUUUGAUAUGCUUAGCGUUAACGAAAACUGGCGAGAUAUAUUACUGGAAAAUAGAGAAUCCCCUUGGAAAACCGGAAAAAAUGGAGUCUGACCUUACACCCUUUAAAAAGAUAACGACGAGCAAAAGUGUGAUUAUUGGCUUGACGGUUCAAAAGACGGCUCAUUUACUGGAUAUUUCGGCAGAUACUCCGGUUUGGUCACCCGUGCUCAUUUUUGGUGUUGGCGAUAUCGCUUCGCAUUUUACGGAGGAAUUUUGCUUAUUUGAAGUAGCAGAUAAGAUUCGACUUGGAAAAAUGUUCGGGACCAAUGGAUGGAUGUGCUCGUUUCCUUCGAGUACUGGCGUCGACGAAAUCUUUGCAAAAACUUUUCAGAAAUCGCACCGUUCCAUUAAGCCUAGAAUAGAAAUGGUGGGUCCUCGUGAGUCUGGUCACUCCUUGUGCGAGGAUAUUGCUCGUCUGUGGGAUGCGAAUGACGCGGACGUUAUAUUUUCCGUGGAAUGUAAAGAUAUUGGUGCCCAUCGUGUCAUUCUCAAGUGUCGGAGUACCCAUUUUGCAAAGAUGCUUGAAAACGAAUGGAAAGAAAAAAAAGAAUCGCGCAUUGUCAUCCCGGAUACAAAAUACUGCGUGUUUGAGGCGUUGUUGUACUUUAUUUACCACGCGAAACUCAACCUUCCUUCUGAUCAGUACGAGAAUAUUUUUGAUCUGAUGAAGUUGGCCGACUGUUACUGUGAGCUUUCCCUUCGUCAAGAAUGUGAAGCAAUUCUGAUCCAGAACAUUAACGCUGAGAACGCCUUCUUUCUUUUCCAAAAUGCUUCCCAAGCUAGCGCUGAUGAACUAGAAGAUCAGGCCUUCAAAUUUAUCGUCGAUAAUCGAUCCACACUGCUUGACAAUAUUUCAUCAAGUGCCGAUUUGGAAAAUAUGCUUGGAGCACAAGCCCUCAGUAAAAUGGUCAUGGGACUGCUGCGCCGAUACCGAUGAUGAAGAUUAAUGAACUACAUUCCCAUACAUAGUUGAUAGAAUUUGCCAUUUUAUUUGCUAUUAUACUUUAGUUUUAGUUUCAUAAAUUACAUAAUUCUAAAAGUAUGUUUUAAUGGAUGCUUUAAUUCUCCUCUGAUGAACUACACCUUCUAAAAAAUCUCUAAAAACUGUUUUACUGCUAUGACACAAAUAUUUAUUGUAUUUCUCUUUUUCGUUGAUUAAUAAUAAACGUUUCAGCUUUUGAAAGUUUUGAAAUGUGUCUAUCGAAA
Molecule: messenger RNA, 1892 nt
Organism: Folsomia candida
Lineage: Eukaryota; Metazoa; Arthropoda; Collembola; Entomobryomorpha; Isotomidae
Product: RCC1 and BTB domain-containing protein 1
Exons: 8
Coding region: 88-1623 (511 amino acids)
Biological process (GO): proteasome-mediated ubiquitin-dependent protein catabolic process; regulation of proteolysis
Cellular component (GO): cytoplasm
Molecular function (GO): ubiquitin protein ligase binding
Source: RefSeq, a predicted model, not a curated record